GAUCUCUGGCUGGAGUUCUCUUUCUUGUGUAGUUUUUCUCUAUGAGCCUAGCUAGAUCUUUGGAGACGAGCGAACAUUCCUUUCCUGUUUGUCCUUUUGCCUUUCCACCGUACUAAUCUUUCUAACUGUAACAAGGUCAUAUUAUUCUUUUGCUUAAUGGAAAAUUAAUCAAGAUCGUUGCUGACUUUAUUGAAUGAUGUAAGUUUGGUGCUUGAAAAAUAAGAGUCUUCUUUUUAAUCUCCAGUAAGAAUGGACAGCCCUCCUCUAUUAUUAGGGUUUGAUGAUCUACAAGCUUGUGCGGAUCCUGGAGCUCCUGAGCACGGAUACAAGACUCCCAGUGCAGGUGUUUUCUUUGAAAGCGUGGUAGUCCGGUUUCAUUGCCAAGAAGGAUACAGGCUUAAUGGUACUUCAAAAAAACUUUGUGUGAGACACUUUAAUGGCUCCCUGAGCUGGAAACCAAGUGAUAAACCUGUGUGCCUACAAGAAGUCACAGAUUGCCUUGUUCCACAUGUUGAAGAUGCAAAGAUUCAUAACAAGACUUACAGGACUGGAGAUAAGUUAAUAAUCAGCUGUCAUGAAGGAUUCCAGAUCCGUUACCCUGACUUAGACAACAUGGUUUCAAUUUGUCAAGACGAUGGAACUUGGGAUAAUCUGCCCAUUUGUCAAGGUUGCCUGAGGCCAUUGGUUCUUCCUCAUAGUUACAUUAACAUAUCUGAGUUCGAGUCCUCCUUCUCAGUAGGAACAGUGGUGUAUUAUCAAUGCUUUCCUGGAUAUAAACUAGAAGGGGCAGAGUUCCUUGAGUGCAUGUAUAACCUUAUCUGGUCAGAUAGUCCACCUAGGUGCCUUGAUGUGGAAGUUUGUCCGCUACCUCCAAUGGUCAGCCAUGGAGACUACAUCUGCCAUCCGCGGCCUUGCAAGCGCUACAACCACGGGACAGUGGUAGAGUUCUACUGUGACCCCGGCUACACCCUCACCAAUGACUACAAAUACAUCACCUGCCAGUAUGGAGAGUGGUUCCCCUCCUACCAAGUCUACUGUGUCAAAACAGAACAAACCUGGCCAAAUACACAGGAGACCCUCCUGACUACAUGGAAAAUAGUGGCAUUUACUGCUACCAGCGUUUUAUUAGUACUUCUACUGGUCAUCUUAGCCAGAAUGUUCCAGACCAAAUUUAAGACACAUUUCCUUCCAAGAGUCAACCAGGAGGGCUCUGUGGGUGACCCUGACUUCGUGGUAGUGGAUGGUGUUCCUGUCAUGCUGCCUUCCUACGAUGAAGCUGUAAGCAGCAGCCUGAAUGCUCUGGCACCUGGAUACUCAGCCACAGUGGACCAGGGGCAUAUUUUGCAGACAGAAGAUCAAAGUCCUCCUGCUUAUCCUGGUCCCAGGAUUACAGACAUGCUGCCAAGUGAAUUUGAGAGCUGUGAGAGUCAAUCAGUCUCCUCUGAACUGCUCCAAAGCUUGUACUCACCCCCAGUGUGCCAAGCAGCAGUGCUUGCCAGCUCAGAUCGAACUGAUGCAUCCCGGAGCACUGCUGGGGAGGCUGUGUCCACGAGCCCACGGAUUGAUAUUACAGAUGAGAUUCCUUUGAUGGAAGAAGACCCUUAGCCUGCAUGGAGACAUGUCAUCAUCACAUUGCACCAUUGGGUGACAUGAAUCCUGAGCACUCAGAGAUAGAAAAGACUAUCUGUGGAUCUGGGGAGGGUACUUACCAAUCUUCCACACGAUGAUGUCACCAGAUUGUGUGUACAUCUUAAUCCACAGUGGAGAUAACAGCAUCAGCACUUGGAACAGCAAUUUUAUGAAUGAAUCCUGGGGAUUUGAUGAGAGCAGAUGUAGAAAAAGAACUGUGGCUUUUUAGAAAUGAAAUGUAUAUCUGCAUCGCAGAAAGUCAUAUGGUUCUGUAGAAAAAUACUAUUGGAUUUUGAUACUAACUGCCUCACAAAAGCAUGUCAAAGUAUGUAAAUUUGCUUAUAAAGACUGCUUUAAAUGAUCUGUGGACCUCUAGUUUAUGAAGAAGCCUUUCAAACUUAAAUACCAAAAACAAACAAACAAAAACCCAGUCCUGAAACACACACCCUAAAGAGGGAAGAUCCUCUUUGACUAUCCUAUGUAAAUCAGAAAGCUUAUGGUUUGGUUGUUGGUUAUUUUGUUUCAUACCAUGUCUGCAGAAAACAAUGGGAUUCGUAUGUACUUUGAUGUAUGAUAGCAAAUAUAUAUAAAUAUAUAUAUAUAUUUAAAAACUCUUACAGAGAAAGAAAAGGAAAGACUCCGGAUCACAUAAUGACCUGGAGAUUUUUUUUAAAGGUAAGGCAGAAUUUAUAUAAUAUACAAUAUUCCAGGUAAAGUAUCAAUAUUUGUAUUUAUGCAAGACUUCUGUGACUACAUUGCAUUUGAUAAAUCCUGCUAUCAUAUAAAAGACCUAGAAAGUGUUAAAAUAAUGAAAUAUUUGCUUAAGAAAUGUUGAACUGCCACAUUUCAACCUUCCUUAAGCUUUGACAAAUACAUGCAUUAGAGUAAUCUACAGUCAUAGCCCAGAGCACUGCCUUGUCCCUGUGCGCUGCGGUAGUAUUCUGAGCCAUUAUUGUAGAAUACUUUAAAAAAAUAAAGUUCAGUUUCAGUUCUUUUGACUUAUCAGACUGUGUCUAGUUGGCCUUUUUUUCCCUUCCUUCCUUCCUUCUUUUCCCUUCCUUCCUUCUUUCACCAGCUCCCACCUGGAGAGCCCCCACUCUAUAGCAUUUUAUGUCCAUUAUUUAGCUCCAGUUGGACUGAGUGGUUUUAUUUAGGCAGAGCACAUGAAAUGGGUGCAGCAAUGGCACAGCUUAUCCACCCAUGUUAUUGUUGGCUUUCUUCUGCAUGUUGUGCCAGAGCUUUGUGCUAAAGACUGUAGGAAUAGUUCAUCCUUGUUGUAUCACAGGCCAUUUGUUAUUUGUCAGGAAAAAUUCCUGGCUGCUUCAUGUGCUGCUUGAAAGCCAAGCAGAUUUCCCACUUUAUUUAUGGUAAUGCGGAGAUGAAACAUAUGUUAAACUGGCGGUGUUUUGAGGAAGAACUCACCAUAUGUUAAUGGUGGAGAUUGCCAUUGUGGGCUUAUCCAAAGCAAAGGGAAAAAAUGAGACCAAGUUCUGAUUUUAUAUUCAAAGUAAGCCUAUGGUAUCUCUAUUGCUCUAAGUAGAGGAUCAUUACAAGUUACUCUCUUGUUUUUUCAUGAUUAUUUAAUUAUUUCUUUGCACUGUGGCAACGUUUACUGACCCCACUGAUGAGUCGGGGCAGUGGUAUGAUACACUUGCAGCUAACAUUCGAUAAAGUUUUUAUAAGCACCCUGUCAGCAAUGCUAUAUAUCAGUAAGAAGCUAAUGGAGAUCAAAAAACAAAAAAAGCCACCAGAAUAGUGUAGCAGUAGAGAGACAAUUAUGAGUAUAAUCUCAGUUAUACCCCAUUAUCAUUGAUGAGAUCAUUUUGAUUUAGAUUGCUUUCUUAUCUUAAACUUUCUUCAAGAAAAGAAUCUUGAAGGUACAGGAUCAGUCCAUUCCAAUGCACCAAAAGCCAAGCUGGUGGGGCAGAAGACCAGCUUGGAUUAACAGAGAUGAUCUUCAGGAACUUGGGGAGAAAGAAUUUAUGAACUCUGGAAAAAGGUGCAAGCAACUCAGGAGAGCUAUAGAGUUGUUGUCAAGCUGUGCAGGCAAAAAAAAAUAGAAGGACCAAAGCC
Molecule: messenger RNA, 3702 nt
Organism: Lagopus muta (rock ptarmigan)
Lineage: Eukaryota; Metazoa; Chordata; Aves; Galliformes; Phasianidae
Gene: SUSD4
Product: sushi domain containing 4
Exons: 8
Coding region: 250-1605 (451 amino acids)
Biological process (GO): negative regulation of complement activation, alternative pathway; negative regulation of complement activation, classical pathway
Source: RefSeq, a predicted model, not a curated record